Molecule: messenger RNA, 7300 nt
Organism: Loxodonta africana (African savanna elephant)
Lineage: Eukaryota; Metazoa; Chordata; Mammalia; Proboscidea; Elephantidae
Gene: CDC42EP4
Product: CDC42 effector protein 4
Exons: 2
Coding region: 221-1288 (355 amino acids)
Biological process (GO): regulation of cell shape; positive regulation of actin filament polymerization; positive regulation of pseudopodium assembly
Cellular component (GO): cytoplasm; membrane
Molecular function (GO): small GTPase binding
Source: RefSeq, a predicted model, not a curated record
GGAGGGAAACAAACGUCGGCGCUGCCAUGGGCCACCACCCCGGUCGCCGCGCGGAAUCCACCGAGAGGAGCGCACUGCUGCACCAGCCCCGCGCUCGGAUCUCUGAGCACCGAGCUGUGUGAUCUCCUUAUCACACCCAGCCCCUGCAGGACUUCAAAUCUGACCCCAGAGCCGUCAACGACCUUGGGAGGGCUUGCCUUCCCCCUUCCCACCCAGCACGAUGCCGAUCCUCAAGCAGCUGGUGUCCAGCUCAGUGCACUCCAAGCGCCGCUCCCGCGUGGACCUCACAGCCGAGAUGAUCAGCGCCCCCCUGGGUGACUUCCGCCACACUAUGCACGUGGGCCGCGCUGGAGAUGCCUUCGGGGACACCUCCUUCCUCAACAGCAAGGCCGGCGAGCCAGACGGCCAGUCUGUGGACGAGCAGCCCUCCGCCUCGUCUUCCAAACGCAGCCUCCUGUCUCGGAAGUUCCGGGGCAGCAAGCGGUCGCAGUCGGUGACCAGGGGUGACCGGGAGCAGAGGGACAUGCUGGACUCUCUUCGGGACUCCGCCCUCUUCGUCAAGAAUGCCAUGUCCCUUCCCCAGCUGAACGAGAAGGAGGCCGCAGAGAAGGGCUCUAGCAAGUUGCCCAAGAGCCUGUCGUCCAGCCCUGUGAAGAAGGGGAGCACUGGGGAGGGCGACGUGGAGGAGCAGGGUGCCGGAGAGGGGCUGCCCCGCCGUAACGGGGCCGAGGGCCCCCACUCUCCUGACCCCCUUCUAGAUGAGCAGGCCUUCGGGGACCUGACGGACCUGCCGGUGGUGCCCAAGGCCAGCUACGGGCUGAAGCACGCCGAGUCCAUCAUGUCCUUCCACAUCGACCUGGGGCCCUCCAUGCUGGGUGACGUGCUCAGCAUCAUGGACAAGGACGAGUGGGAGCCUGAGGAGGAUGGAGGUUACCACGGCGACGAGGGCCCUAGCAGUCUCUCUGCCCAAGCUCCCCUUCCUGCCUCAGUGGCCCCUCCACUGGCCAGGCAGGAAGGCAAGGCUGGGGCGGACUCUUCCUCACUGCGCUCCCACACUCUGGAGGAUGAGGGGUGGGCGGCGGCAGCCCCCAGCCCGGGCUCGGCCCGCAGCAUGGCCAGCCACACCACGCGGGACAGCAGCUCCCUGUCCAGCUGCACCUCAGGGGUCCUGGAGGAGCGCAGCCCCGCCUUCCGGGGGCCGGACAGGGCCCGGGCCACCCUCCUGAGGCAGCCCGACAAGGAGUUCUCCUUCAUGGACGAGGAGGAGGAAGACGAGAUCCGUGUGUGAGGGCAGGAGGGAAUGCUCCAAGCUCCUGGCUUCCUCUCUUCCCGUGCCCACCCACCACAACUUCCCACCCUCCAGAGAAGCCACCACCAAGAGACCUGGACCUCAUGGGUGAGGGACCCUGGCCAGGCCUGGGGGUCUGUGGAGGACUUGGGGAGCUGGCACGGGGGUCAACUGGCCACCUGACUUCAUUACCCACCGUGCCCUCCCCCAGCUAGAUAGGACUGGGGUUGUGUGCCCGCUGGAGAGUCAGCUUUCUUCUCUGGGCUUGCCUUUCCUCCCAGCCCUCACCUGGGUGCCAGAUGUCCACCUGGGUUCCUGCCAUGUGCAUGGACAGGUGAGCCCAUAGGCAGUCACAGUGCCAGGGCUAAGGACACACACAGCUCUCCUUUCUCUCCUGGCCUUUCUGCUGUGACUGGUGGUAGCUGCAUGGGCUGGAGGAAGAGGUGGUCCCACCUCCCAGCCCCCCUACUCCUCCAUCUCUGGUUCCCGUAGCCAUUUGGAGAUAGCGGGACCAGGUGGCCAGCCCUGAAUAUGUACAUUAAACGCAGCCCCUUCCAGGGGAGGAGAACAGGAUGGGGAGCCUAAGGAAGGCCCCUGGGCUUCCUGAAUUUUCGGGAAGGAGCCUUCCAGGCAUAACACUAGGAACAGGGCUGGGGCAACAGCUCAAGCCCUGUGGGUUUGCUUGUUCUUUAUUGUUAUUUUUAAAUCUUUAUAGAGCAGUGUCAGGAACAAUGUUACUAGGCCUGCCACCAGAAGGAAAAUCACAUCCUUCUAGAAAGCCUUUAUAUAAGUCUCCUCCGCUUGAAAAUGCAGAGCGGAUAUUAGCAUACUUCAGAGCCCCAGGAGGUCUACCAGCUCACCUUCAACUAGCGCUUCCAAACUUUAUUUAGAACUAUGUGGUGCGGGUCUGUGCACGUUGUCGUCCCUGCCUUUUUCCCCCUCCCCAAUACCUGUUAAUAACUGAAGAAGGCCAGUGUAGAAAAUGUUCUGGAUUUUUUUUUUUUUUUUAAAGAUAGUCCCAUGGGGGGAAAUAAGCUCUUUUUUGACUGGGUUCUUCCCCUCCAGACGCACCUUCUAAACCAGCUACUUCCACUUCCUCUCUAGAGGCCUCUUUGUUGAUCGAACCCCUUCUUUUGAGACAAGAGCCCCCAAGGGCAGAAUUGCCAGAUUUAGAAAACGAAACAAAACAAUAGAAAACAAGGACGCCGAGUUAAGUUUGAGUUUCACAGAAACGGCGGACAAUUUUUUAGCAUAAGUAUGUUCAAGAUAUCACGUGGAACGUGACUGAAAUAUGACGUAUUGUUUAUCUGAAAUCCAAAUUUUAAUUUGGGAUUCUAUAUUUUAUCUUGCAGCCCUGCCUGAGGGGGUUGAGUAGAAGCUCGGGUGUGAGCCCCAGGGUUGCCUGACAAUGAUUUUUCUACCUGGGAACAGGCUGACCCACCUCCUCCUCUCUCCAUCUAGCUGAUGGAGGGGGUGGGGGUGGCACAGAAAGAAUUAAUUCAACGAGGGUUCCGGCCAAGGGCUGCUGGAUCCUGACCCUGAGAGACACUAACUUAGCUCCUGCUUCACCUGCCCUCUUGGUGCUCCUGUUCCUAGUCACUUAGCCCCCUAGGUGGGGGAUGAAUCGGAAGGGGUGUUGCAGCCCCCAUCAGCUGCCCUGCAAACCCAUCCCGACAAUGGUCAGUUCCAGAUUCUAAACUGUAUUUUUUACCCCCACGAUAUUGUUAAAAUGGCGAGGAAAUAUUAAAAAAGCUCUCUAGCACCCCUGGUGUGUCUGCCUGUUUCUUGGGAGGAUUGUUUCAAGAUAGCGGCUGGGGGGUGGGGGUCCAGAAUGAGGGCCCUGGGGCUUCCUGUGCCCCCAUGGCACUUGAGGGCCUGAGGCAGCUUCUCUCUGUGUCCCCUCCCAUCCACUGUCCUUGAGCUUCCUCAUGCACCCAUCUGCCGUGGGACUGAGGUUGCGGUGCUACUUUACCAGUUGGGUGCCCUUGGGCAAGUCACUUAACUGCUUUGUGCCUCAUUCUUAUCUGUAGAGUGGGGAUCCUGCCACACAGGGCUGGGGUGCAGACAUAUGAGGUGGUACGUGCAAGGCUGCUAUUAAAAAAUGGGGGCUCUGUUCUUUCCAGCCCUCCCAAGUGCUGACCUCACAAGACUCUCCCCACCAGGAGACCACCUGGUGCAGCCUCUGCCCUUGCCUGUCUUGAGAAGCUGGGAAAAGGGGCUGACUUCCGUUUUACCCUGUGACCCUGGAGAAUGAGCUCCCGAGGGAUGCUGUCAGUAUCUCCAUUUUACAGAUGAAAAAACGCAUUCGGGGAGGCCACGUGUCCAUGUUCUCUGAAGUCACAGUAUUAGUCAGUGUUAGAGUCAGGAUAGCCACGAUUUCAAACCCCUGUCUUCCCCCCUGCCCCCGACUGCCCACUCAUACAGGGCAUUAAAGCUUCUGAAAUGAGUUCGGAGCGUGUCUGCCCCAGGUGGGGACCCGGGGACUCCCCAUCCCGCUGGCCCAGCUUCCGGCUCGUCACCUUCCUUCCCCACACCCAUAAUUUCUUAAGAAGGUAGGGUAGAGCUAGCGCUCUGCAGCUGGAGGUCCCAGUGUGGUUGGAUUCCCAGUGGGAACCUUCCUCCUCCUGCCCUGGGCAUCUACAGGGAAAUCUGGGCUCCUGUUCCAUGCUCUGCCUCUGGCCCAGAAAGCAAUAAGAGGUAUAAUUAAAAUAUCACCCAGUUUGCUCUGCCCCUAGACGGGCUCAUUAGAGCUAAUGAGGGAGGUGGCUAGGUCUGGGGAGGGGAGAGGAAGGUAGGGCUGGAACACAGCAGCCGCCCAGUGGGGUGACGGGGUCCUGGUGACUGCAGUCUAGUUCAGGGUACCUACUGGUGAAAGGAGGCACUGUUCCAGUAAGGCCCAGGCAGAGGUGGGCUAGAAGGACCUGAGUGGGGUCUGCCCCUCCCAGACAUGUAUAAACCUCCCAAAGAGAAACCCCUCCACCACCGACCAAGGAUCCUCAGGGGCCAGGAGAAUCUGUUUUGAGAAAGCUCCAACCAUUCAGGAAGCCCCUGGGGCCUAUGGAAGACCGGGCCACACCCACAACUUCAAGGAGCUAACAUUCUGGUUGGGGGCUCCAGAUCCUAAAAUUAUAGGAUCCUAAGAAGAGAAGAAGAGAGGAAAGGAGCCCUGGUGACACAGUGGUUAAGCACUCGGCUGUUAACUGAAAGUUGGGCAGUUCGAACCCACCAGCUGCUCAGAGGGAGAAAGAUGUGGCAAUCUGCUUCCGUAAAGGCUACAGCCUUGGAAACCCUAUGGGGCAGUUGUACUCUGUCCUAUAGGGUCUGCGUUGGAAUCAACUCAACGGCAAUGGGUAUAGGGGUAUAAGAAGAAGAGAAAGAGGAGUCUCAGGAUCUUAGAAUUUUAGGAUCUGGUCUACCUCUGCCUUCAUUUUACAGAUCGGAAGAUGGAGGCUGAGAGGAGAAGAGACUGGUCAAACCGCCACAAGUGGAGAAGAGCAGAGAAGCCGAAAUCUUGGCACUGUAGCCUGGCAGGCGAGGGACAGGCUGAGGGGGUGGCCUGUGCGGGGUGACAGCUGCUCACAUGGCUGGGAGUGUGGUGGGGGGAGAAGCUGGAGCUCAGGGCAAGGUUGAGGGAUUGGCUUUUUCAAGGGUAUGUGGCACUCCCCACCUCCCUGGCUCACCUCAGCCUCACACCUGAGCCCCAAAGUGCCCAGCUCUUCCUGCACUUGGGCAGAUGGUCUUCCUGGCAUGUCCCUUUUCUUUGGUGGUAACCCGUACCCAAAGCACCCCUGGGCCAUAAGGACCCUGAGUCUACAUGCAGAAAAGGGAAGUUGGGAGUAGAAAUGGGAGAGUUUGUCUACUCGUCUCCCCUCUGCCAUCUCCUCCGGGCCCCAUGGCUUCCUGCCAAUGCACAGAUGGGAGCCUGGAAAGAACAUUUUGGGGGAGGGAAAGGUGUUUGCAGGCAGAUGGAUGUUGGUGGGUUUGCUUCUAUAACCUGUUGCUCUAACCCAGGGAACUGCUGUUCCUCCAACAGGGAAACCCCCGAAAAGCACACCGGAGCAGCCAAGGGUUGCUUCCUCCCCCAGCAGGAAUCCAACCCCGAAAUGGAACUGGCAUGCUAAAAUGUCUACCAAAGCUACAGGGUGCUGCUGAAUUUUGUUUUGUUCUCCUGCCUUGCCAUGUUCCAACAAAAACUGGAGGCAGCUUACAAUAAAAAACCCAGUGCCGUCGAGUUGAUUCCGACUCAUAGCGACCCUAUAGGACAGAGUAGAACUGCCCCAUAGAGCUUCCAAGGAGCGCCUGGUGGAUUUGAACUGCCAACCCUUUGGUUAACAGCCGUAGCACUUAACCACUACGCCACCAGGGUUUCCGCAGCUUAUAAUAACACACACACACAAAAAAAAAAAUAGGAUAAAAAUAGAUCAGAAAGAACACAAUGCAGGAACAAACAGUACAACCAACCUGAGAGGGCAGUGCACAGAAACGUGCUCCAGGUAGGCCUCAACAUUCUCAAAGUGGGGCUGCAAACUGGACUCUGAGCUUCCUGCUAGUCCAAGUGAAAAGGGCAAUGUAUCUGUUACAAGACUCACAAAGACCACAGGGCGAAAAAGAUCCCAGAAUCAGGUCGGGUCUGAGAGGAGUUCUUGUGAAGCCUUUGAAGAGGAUAGGGAUGGUGUCCCAGGAGAUAUUGUCGACAACAAACAGCCUUAUAACUGAUAUGGUCACACAGUCCAUUAGGCUGCUUCCUACAGAGUUGUUCAAGCAUAAAUGGAGGGCUUGAUGCCAAGGCACAGAUCAAUAAAACCAAGUCUAUUGAGAGGAAGAUGAUCCAAUGGAAUGCAAAAAAUUAUCAAACAACAUUAUUAAUAUCACAUGCAAGUAAAAUUAUGCUGAAGAAAAUUCAAGAACAGCUACAGCAGUACAGAAAUUCAAGCCAGAUUCAGGAGAGGAUGUGAAACGAUGGAUAUCAUUGCUGAUGUCACAUGAAUCUUGGCUGAAAGCAGAGAAUACCAGAAAGAUGUUUACCUGUGUUUUAUUGACUACGCGAAGGCAUUCGGCUGUGUGGAUCAUAACAAAUUAUGGAUAACAUUGUGCAGAAUAGGAAUUCCAGAACACUUAAGUGUGCUCAUGAGGAACCUUGUUUGGACAGAACAAGGGGAUACUGCAUGGUUUAAAAUCAGGAAAGGUGUGCGUCAGGGUUGUAUCCCUUCACCGUACUUAUUUAAUCUGUAUGCUGAGCAAAUAAUCCGAGAAGCUGGACUAUAUGAAGAAGAAUGAGGCAUUAGGAUUGGAAGAACACUCGUUAAUAACCCGUGAUGUGCAGAUGACUUGACCUUCCUUGCUGAAAGUGAAGAGGACUUGAAGCACUUACUGAGAAGAUCAAAGACCACAGCCUUCAGUAUGGAUUGCACUUCAACAUAAAGAAAACGAAAAUCCUCACAAUGGGACCGAUAAGCAACAUCAUGAUAAACGGAGAAAAGAUUGAGGUUGUCAAGGAGUUCAUUUUACUUGGAUCCACAGUCAACACCCAUGGAAGCAGCAGUCAAGAAAUCAAAAGAUGCAUUGCACUGGCCAAAUCAGCUGCAAGAGAUCUCUUUAAAGUGUUAAAAAGCAAAGAUGUCACUUAAAGGACUAAGGUGCACCUGACCCAAGCCAUGGUGUUUUCAGUCACAUAAUAUGCAUGCAAAAGCUGGAUAAUGAAUAAGGAAGACUGAAGAAAAAUUGAUACCUUUGAAUUAUGGUGUUGGCAAAGAAUAUUGGGCUGCCAAAAGAACAAACAAAUCUGUCUUGGAAGAAGUACAACCAGAAUGCUCCUUAGAAGCAAGGAUGGUGAGACUGCGUUUUGCAUACUUUGGACGUGUUGUGAGAAGGAAUCAGUCCCUGGAGAAGGACAUCAUGCUUGGUAAAGUAGGGGGUCAGUGAAAAAGAGGAAGACUCUCAACAAGAUGGAUGGACAGUGGCUGCAACAGUGGGCUCAAACAUAGCAACAAUUGUGAGGAUGGCACAGCAUUU